Messenger RNA from Acromyrmex echinatior (Panamanian leafcutter ant), 2305 nucleotides. Its product is annotated as odorant receptor 49b. Gene Ontology annotation, biological process: detection of chemical stimulus involved in sensory perception of smell; sensory perception of smell. The record is from RefSeq and is a predicted model, not a curated record. Lineage: Eukaryota; Metazoa; Arthropoda; Insecta; Hymenoptera; Formicidae. Gene Ontology annotation, molecular function: olfactory receptor activity; odorant binding. Gene Ontology annotation, cellular component: plasma membrane.
AUUGUAGUGUGCGAUACCACGAAUCUCGUUAAUACGGCAUAACUGCCGAAGUAGCAGUCGGUGCAUGAUGAUGAUGAAGAAUGUGAAGAAGAAUAAGUUUCUAUCGAUACGAUUAGUGAGGUUUCUCAUGAGGGUUACCGGUUUCUGGCCUGCCGAGUCAAAAACUGAGAAACGAUUGUUGAAUGGAGUUUUGAGUUAUACAAUAUGUAUAAGUAGUAUAUCUUUGUGGUUAGAAGCAACCGAACUAUAUCUAGGUAAAGGUGAUUUUUAUGCUCUUACGUACACUGCUUGCAGUUCUAUGCCAGUAGUCAUAAUAAUGCUGAAGAUAAUUUUCUUCCUUCGUUAUCGAAAAGAACUGUUGAAUAUGUUAAAAUAUACACAGAAUAAUUUUUGGUACCCUCAAUAUGAUGAGUAUGGUAGCGAAAUUUUGGAAAAGAUUAAUAAAAAGGGAUUAAUAUUAAUGUGCACGUUUACAUUCUUCGUUCAAGGAACUGUUUGCACCUAUAUCCUGACUCCUAUACUCGAAAAUAUAGGGAAAAACGAAAGCGACAGAAUUCUUCCUUUUAAUGUCUGGAUUGGAAUUUCAACAACCGUUUCGCCUAUCUUUGAAAUAAUGUUUACUAUCGAGAUUUCAGCACUCAUUCACUGUGGCAUAUGCUUCUGUUGUUUCGAUAAUCUUUUGGGUCUAUUAAAUUUACACACUGCUGGCCAGUUCAAAAUUUUACAACACCGAUUGAAAAGUAUCCUCAUGAGAGUCGAACGGACCGAUACCGUAAAGUUACUUAUCGAGAAACAGAAACAGAAAGUAUACGAAAAGCUCAGAGAAUGUGUCAUAUUGCAUCACGAAUUGAUAUGGUACAGCGAAAAAAUGGAACAAAUUUUCAUGUACUCGACUCUUUGCCAGCUGUUGGUGUCCGGCAUCAUGCUUUGCGUUGCGGGUUUUCAAGUGUUUUUGGCUCGAGGUACUUUGAUCAGACGACUGAUAUUCAUCGCUCAUACAAAUGGUUGCUUUGUCCAACUGUUCGUGGUCACACUGACGGCGACUGAUUUAAUGAAUGAGAGUCGUGCUGUCGGAGAUGCGGCGUACAACGCCAAUUGGCAGGUUCUAUCCCACGAGGAGAACAGGGGAGUCAGAACAGCUGUUCUGAUGAUUAUGAUACGAUCAGCACAUGCUUGUUCCAUAUCCGCUGGCGGUUUCUUCCCGGUGUCUCUCGAGACGUUUAUGGCGGUAUUGAGCACAGCGGCGUCCUAUUUUACAUUGCUUCGCAAAUUCGCUGUCACAUCCAACUUGUGUGCAACGUUGCUCUUGAUAAUGAUACUAUUGAAGCUAGGUAGUUUUAUGUUCUAUCGUGACAUGAUAAUGGGCUUGAUUCAUUUUGCUGAGAAGAAUUUUUGGGGUGUCACUUAUGACGAAGCUAGCGCGCAAAUUUUAAAAGGAUACGACAAACUAGGGAUGACUAUGAUCUACACUUUUACAUUUAUGGUUUACAUCGCGACUUUUAAUUACAUCUUCGCACCUUUCUUUGAGCCUCAAGAAAAGAACGAAACGGAGAAAGUUUUACCUUUCAAACUGUGGAUCGACUUUCCGUAUCACUCACCGUACUACGAAAUUACUUACACUAUACAGUCACUUUCGACGAUGCAUUCGGGUAUCUGUACUUUUUGCUUUGAUAAUUUUGUAAGUACGUUCAACAUUCACGCAGCCGCGCAGCUGAAAAUCUUGGCUCAUAAAGUGGAAGUCAUUGCCGAACAUUGUAUCGGAGAUACGAUGGACCAGAAACGUCCGUUGGAAACGGAUGUUGCAGUUCUGGCGUUCAAAAAAUUGCGAGACUGUGUAAAGCAGCACCUCACGCUCAUAUGUUACGUGCGUAACAUGCAACGCGUGUUCGCCAUUAUAUUGCUCGGACAGUUGCUGCUUUCCAGUGUAGUCAUCUGCUUCGGUGGAUUUCAGUUCCUCUGUUUGCAGGCGACGGAUGUGAUUAUCAGAAAGUGUAUUUUUGCCUUUCAUUUCGUGGGCGGUCUUAUCCAGUUGCUUAUUUAUACAUGGACGUGUAAUGAUAUAAUUGUGCAAAGCACAGCUAUCUCUGAUGCCGUUUAUAAUUCUAAGUGGUAUCUUUUACCCGAUAAUGAUCUAGGAAGGGCAGUGAAGAGAGGGUUAAUUACGAUUAUGAUUAGAGCACGUCGGCCAUGCAUAUUAACCGCUGGAAAUUUUGCAGUUAUGUCCUUGGACACUUUUAUGGGGAUAUUGAGUACAGCGAUGUCGUAUUUUACGUUAUUACGACAAAUGAGUGAAGAUGAUGUAUAG